Molecule: messenger RNA, 2011 nt
Organism: Pieris rapae (cabbage white)
Lineage: Eukaryota; Metazoa; Arthropoda; Insecta; Lepidoptera; Pieridae
Gene: Hat1
Product: histone acetyltransferase type B catalytic subunit
Exons: 8
Coding region: 287-1501 (404 amino acids)
Biological process (GO): subtelomeric heterochromatin formation
Cellular component (GO): nucleus
Molecular function (GO): histone H4 acetyltransferase activity; histone binding
Source: RefSeq, a predicted model, not a curated record
UAGAUUUAUUCAUAUAUAUUUUGAUGGACAUAAAAAUAAUCUAUUUCUUCCAUAAAUCGGCUACCGUCAUUAUAUUAAUGAAAAACUAAAAUUUAAAUGCGACGACCGUAAAUUGAAUUGGGCAUAAAGUUCUGGUAAAGUAAUGUUUUAUUUUUGCACAUUAUAAAGUUAAAAAAACAUAAAUUAAUCAUCAAAUCAUAACCCUUUUUAGAACGGUUAAGAAAUAAGUUGUUUUUUGCGCGGGAAUGUGUCACAGCUGCCUUUUAAAAUAUUUUAUUAAUUGAAAAUGGCUAACAUGCUAGGACAUUUAGUGGUUGAUGGAAUCGAUGUAACAGAAUUUAAAUUAGUCCGAUCAUCUAAGGAUAUUGAAAAUAAUGAAACAAGUUUUGGACCAGAAAUGUGUCACCAGGUGUUUGGGGAAAAUGAAAAUAUUUUUGGAUAUACUGACCUAAAAAUUAAACUAUACUAUAGUGCGGGGAGCCUGCAAACUUAUCUAGGAAUCUCUUAUUCUGACAAGAUUGAUCCAAAGAAAUUAGCAGGGCUAAAAGCAGAUGAUAUUGAAGGUGAAAUAAGGAAGGUGCUGGCACCAGGUUAUUUUACAAAUUUAGAUGAGUUUGUGUCUGCCUUAGAAACUGAUAAAUCUUUUACUCCUCAUGGAAAACUCCUACAUUCUUUUGCCUUAGAAUCUUAUGAUGGUGGAGAGAAACGCACUUUUGAAGUAUACUACUCUGAAACAACAACACCUGGAUUUCUUGAUUAUCACAAAAGAUUACAAACUUUCCUCUUGUGGUAUGUUGAUGCCGCUUCAUUCAUUGAUGUGGAUGAUGACCAAUGGACCUUUUUUACUGUGUUUGAAAAGUACUUAUCAAGUGAAGGUGACAUUCAGUAUGCCACAGCCGCAUAUGCUACAGUGUAUAGAUACUAUGCCUAUCCAUGUCAUCUGCGCCCACGCAUCUCGCAGGUUCUCACUUUGCCACCUUUUAGAAAACUUGGAUUGUGUGCUGAAUUAGUGCAGGCAGUAUAUUCUCAUUUCAUAAUAAUGCCGGAGGUUUUAGAUAUUACAGUUGAAGAUCCAUCUGAUGAUUUCCAAAGGAUCAGGGAUUAUGUAGAUGCAAAAAACUGUGAGAAACUACCUGCAUUUGAACCAGAAAAACUUUAUGAAGGAUUCUCACAGGAAAUGGUGGAUCAAGCACGUAGUAAAUACAAGAUAAACAAAAAACAAGCUCGCAGAAUUUAUGAAAUACUUAGACUAAAGAGCACCAAUACAUCUGAUAAGACUUCAUACCUAAAGUAUAGAUUAGAUGUAAAGAACCGUCUCAAUGCACCGUUUCAGAAAAAGAAAUUAGAAAUGAAGAAACUUGAAAAAGUCCUAAAGCCAGAUGAAUAUGCAGCUACGAUUAGCAGUGUAGGUGUAAACGAGACACAGAAUCGUCUUUCUGGACAAUACCUAGCGAUAGAAGAGGAGUACCGACGUGUCAUCCACCGCCUGCAGCAUUAUUGAUAAGUGUUAAUCAGCAUAGCUGAUAACUGUUAAUCAGCAUAGCUGAUAACUGUUAAUCAGCAUAGCUGAUAACUGUCAUGAAACGUGAAUGUGAGAAAAUAAUUAAAAUUCUUGUGAGAUAGGUUUUUAAUCUAUCCAAUCAAUUACUGCUGAAAGAUAUCUUAAUUGAUGUUAAGGGUGCAUUUCAGUGUUACUCAUAAAUUAUUUUAUUUCUCAUUGUAAAGCUGAUAGUAUUAUUUUCAAUUAAUACUACAGAUUCAACUUUAUAAUUUGUCUUAUCGAAUAAUAAAUUUUGUGUGAUUAACUUUUCUUUUUUUUUAAGAAUAUUAUUAAUUUUUGAACGGAACAGUAAAUGUAUGAGAUUUUGUCUUUGGUAGCAUUAGGUGAGAAACCUAAAGAAAUGCUGGCAAAACUAGGCACUAGUGAGUAAACAUUUGAUACGCUCAAAUUUCAAGAAAAAGGCUGAGUUUUUUGGAAGUAUUUUUGAUAAAUAAAACACAUAUUCUUGUA